CGGUCCCGGGAGAGGAGAGGCCCCGCCGCCGCCCGCGCCCGCCACCGCUCCGGCCCCGCUCCGGCCCCGCUCCGGCCCGCUCCCUGCGACUCGGGGAGGGCGGCCGCGGCCCGUGCGCCCCCGCGAUGGCCUCCCCGCCGCGCCCCCCGCGCCCCGCGCGCCCCGCCGCCGGGCUGCUCCUGGCCGCGCUGCUGCUGCCCGUCUGCGGCGCCUUCAACCUGGACGCCGACAGCCCCGCCGAGUACGCGGGCCCCGAGGGCAGCUACUUCGGCUUCGCCGUGGACUUCUUCGUGCCCAGCGCGUCCUCCAUGUUCCUCCUGGUGGGCGCGCCCAAGGCCAACACCACGCAGCCUGGCAUCGUGGAGGGCGGCCAGGUCCUCAAGUGCGACUGGGCUUCUCAGCGGCGGUGCCAGCCCAUCGAGUUCGACGCCACAGGCAACAGGGACUAUGCCCAGGACGACCCGUUGGAAUUUAAGUCCCACCAGUGGUUUGGCGCAUCCGUGAGGUCCAAGCAGGACAAAAUUUUGGCCUGCGCCCCGCUGUACCACUGGAGGACGGAGACGAAGCAGGAGCGAGAACCCGUGGGCACCUGCUUCCUUCAGGACGGGGCGCGGACCGUGGAGUACGCCCCGUGCCGGUCAAAAAACAUUGAUGCUGACGGACAGGGAUUCUGUCAAGGAGGAUUCAGCAUUGAUUUCACGAAGGCCGACAGAGUGCUUCUUGGUGGUCCUGGGAGCUUUUAUUGGCAAGGCCAGCUCAUCUCGGACCAAGUGGCAGAAAUCGUUUCUAAAUACGACCCCAAGGUUUACAGCAUCCAGUACAGCAACCAGCUGGCAACGCGGACCGCGCAGGCCGUGUUUGACGACAGCUACUUGGGUUACUCGGUGGCGGUCGGCGAUUUCAACGGGGACGGCAUCGAUGACUUUGUCUCGGGAGUUCCCAGAGCAGCGAGGACUUUGGGAAUGGUUUAUAUUUAUGACGGGAAGAACAUGUCCUCCUUGCACAACUUCACUGGCGAGCAGAUGGCUGCGUAUUUCGGAUUUGCUGUCGCUGCCACAGACAUCAAUGGGGACGAUUACGCGGACGUGUUCGUGGGCGCCCCGCUGUUCAUGGACCGCGGCUCGGACGGGAAGCUGCAGGAGGUGGGGCAGGUCUCCGUGUCCCUGCAGACGGCCUCGGGCGACUUCCAGACGACCAAGCUCAACGGCUUCGAGGUCUUCGCGCGGUUCGGCAGCGCCAUCGCGCCCUUGGGAGACCUGGACCAGGACGGCUUCAACGAUAUCGCCAUCGCCGCUCCCUACGGGGGUGAAGAUAGGAAAGGGAUCGUUUACAUUUUCAACGGCAGAUCCACGGGCUUGAACGCGGCGCCGUCGCAGGCCCUGGAGGGGAGGUGGGCCGCGCAGAGCAUGCCGCCCAGCUUCGGCUACGCCAUGAAGGGAGCCACGGACAUCGACCGCAACGGGUACCCAGACUUGAUUGUGGGAGCUUUUGGUGUGGACAGAGCUGUGUUGUACAGAGCCAGACCGGUCAUCACAGUCAGCGCUGGCCUUGAAGUCUACCCAAGCAUUCUAAACCAAGACAAUAAGACCUGCUCGCUGCCUGGGACAGAUCUGAAAGUUUCCUGCUUCAACGUCAGGUUCUGCCUGCGGGCGGAUGGCAAAGGCGCGCUUCCCGCCAAACUGAACUUUCAGGUGGAGCUUCUUUUGGAUAAACUCAAGCAAAAGGGAGCAAUUCGCCGAGCACUGUUUCUCCAUAGCAGGUCCCCGGGCCACCCCAAGAACAUGACCGUCUCCCGGGGGGGCCGCAUGCAGUGCGAGGAGCUGGUGGCGUACCUGCGGGAUGAGUCUGAGUUUAGAGACAAGCUCACGCCCAUCACCAUUUUCAUGGAGUACCGGCUGGACUACAGCACGGCGGCCGACGCCACAGGCCUGCGGCCCAUCCUCAACCAGUUCACGCCCGCCAACCUCAGCCGGCAGGCUCACAUCCUCCUGGACUGCGGCGAAGACAACAUCUGCAAACCCAAGCUGGAGGUCUCCGUGGACAGAGACCAGAAGAAGAUCUACGUCGGGGACGACAACCCCCUGACCUUGAUGGUGACGGCGCAGAACCAGGGCGAAGGCGCCUACGAGGCAGAGCUCAUUGUGGCCCUCCCCCCGCAGGCCGACUUCAUCGGCGUCGUCCGCAACAGCGAGGCCCUGGCGAGACUUUCCUGUGCGUUUAAGACAGAAAACCAGACCCGCCAGGUGGUGUGUGACCUGGGGAACCCCAUGAAGGCUGGGACGCAGCUCCUCGCCGGCCUCCGGUUCAGUGUGCACCAGCAGUCGGAGAUGGACACGUCCGUGAAGUUUGACUUACAAAUCCGAAGCUCCAACCUCUUCGAUGAAGUCAGCCCGGUGGUGUCCUACAGAGUCGACCUUGCUGUCCUCGCUGCCGUGGAGAUCAGAGGGGUCUCGAGUCCUGACCAUGUCUUCCUCCCGAUCCCCAACUGGGAGCACAAGGAGCACCCCGAGACCGAGGAGGACGUGGGGCCCGUGAUUCAGCACAUCUACGAGCUGAGGAACAACGGCCCCAGCUCCUUCAGCAAGGCCAUGCUGACCCUCCAGUGGCCCCACAAGUACCACAACAGCACGCUGCUCUACAUCCUCCAGUACGACGUGGACGGGCCCAUGAACUGCACGGCCGACACCGAGAUCAACCCCCUGAGGAUCAAGGUCUCCAGUUCGCAGCCGGCGGAGAACGACAGCGUCCCCGGGCAGGGCGAGCGCAGCCACCUGGUCACCAGGCGGGACCUGGCCCAGAGCGACGGGGGCGUCCACACGCUGGCUGUGGUGGGGACAGCGACCUGUCCUGUGAGCCGUGUCUCGUUGGCAGGGCUGCGGGGUGGCCGAGUGCCUGAAGAUCGUCUGCCAGGUGGGGCGCCUGGACCGCGGGAAGAGCGCCAUCCUGUACGUGCGGUCGCUGCUGUGGACCCAGACCUUCAUGAACAAGGAAAACCAGAACCGCUCCUACUCCCUGACGUCGUCGGCGUCCUUCAGCGUCAUCGAGUUCCCCUACAAGAACCUCCCCAUCGACGACAUCUCCAACUCCACCCUCGUCGCCACGGACGUCACCUGGGGCAUCCAGCCGGCGCCCAUGCCUGUCCCCGUGUGGGUGAUCAUCUUAGCGGUCCUGGCAGGGCUGCUGCUGCUGGCGGUCCUGGUGUUUGUGAUGCACCGGAUGGGCUUCUUCAAGCGCGUGCGGCCGCCUCAGGAAGAGCCCGAGAGGGAGCAGCUCCAGCCGCGAGAGAACGGCGAAGGGAACUCGGAGACCUAACCGGGCGGCUCGAGCUGCGCUGCCCCCGGCCCCGGAGGGCACCAGGGCCCCGAUCCCGGUUCCCUUCGCGGGGACUGAGUCACCGCUGCUGCCGGGGGCGUCGGCCACGGCACGAGGGCGAUAACCGUCAGGCUGCCCGCCACCAACAAUCAGACGCACCUUGAACGCACACCCACUGACGUGCGUCUGGUGCUUGAGACGCGGUUCCCGGGACAGCUCAUCCAUGUACAUAGGCCAGUUGUCAGUGGAUCACACUUUCUGUGACACGGUACCCCCUCCCGCAGUGACGUUUCUGGCUUGUGCUCUGGAUUUAACGAAACCUGUUGUUGUUGUUCUAAAGCGAUUCCUCCUUGGACCUUCGCACCCGCAUCGUUUGCACAGGGACUCAAUGUUAAUACACAUCACACUACAGGCGCCUUUUCAGUGACUAAAGACGUUACAGCUCUGGGAACUUGGAUUUUAAUAUUUCUACAUUUAUUACCACAUCAGAAUGUUUUCCUGGAAUAGAUAGGGAGAGUAUUUUGACUGACUAUGAAAUUCGGGUACGUGUUGUUAAAUCUUUAUUUAUAUCUAAUCCACGGUCCGCCUUAUUGCAUUUUGACUAUUUACGUGUACGCUGCAUUUCCCAUCCUCUAAGUCGACCUGUGCUAAAGUUAGUCCUUUCAUCACAAACACCCGUGUGUAGCAGCUUGAUUUCAGCUGAGCAUCGUGCUGCUUACAUCUAUAUGGAGUUGGAAAUCAUUUAUUUCAUUGAAUUGGUCUGGCCACUUACUAUACAAAAAAAGAGGCAUUUUAAUUUAAAAACCAUGUUUGUAGUUCGUCAAUAGAGUUGCUUAUCAAUAGCACGUUCUUAGAUUAGAUCCAGUGUUCAGUUGGGGUUCAUUUAUUUUCCUCCUGUCUAGUCUAGGUACUUUUCCUUUUGUUCCCCAAACUGUUACUGAAGAACGUCAAGGCCAGCGAGGAGUCUUGACACCUCAGGAACCGGCACCAGCCUCGGCCGCACGGGAAGUGCCCGGCGUCGGAAGUCUCGAGCAUCAGUGGUGCGAGGCUGCGUACCUGGCGUUACCUCGUUCUGAGCGAGGUGUAACGUGCAAAGCCAGUCUCAGCUCUCAAAUAAUUUUUUAAAGGUACUUUUAUAAGCAAUUCCAGUUACUGGGAAGAUUUUACAACUUUCUUAGGGUUAUUACCAUGAAUUACUUUUCUAGGAGUUUUUUAUAAAAGCUGCACGGAGUGUGCUGUGCCUGCAGGCGAUGCGUUUGCUGGAGGCCUGUGUGACUCACUCACAGCCCCUCAGCCGGGCUGCGAUGACUCUCAUCACUGUUUUUGUGCAAUUACAUCAUGUUAUGCGUUAGAGGUUGAGGGUUCCGUCGCUUUUUAACUACUGUCUUCAUUAGGCAAUGACAAGUGUUUCCCUUAAAUCAUUGAAUGUCUUUCUGUUUUAAAGACAACUGGGAUUUAUCCUGCCGUGACUCGCGUGCUAAUUCCCCACGCAGCCAUACGCGAGAGGCACGUGGGUGAGUCACACACGACCCAACAUCGGCAGGACCCCGCAGUUUUCGUCAGUGAUUUAACAGUGAGCAGAUUUGGUAGGAUGGAUUUUAUUAGUAGCUUAAGAGAGCUUACUCACAUGCAGUUAGGACUUCUACUGCCAAUAAAUUUAUUUCUUUUAAAGAAAAAACCAUGUUUAUCCUCGGGCCCGCCCCCAGGCAGUCGCUGUCGCUCUAUAACGACGUGACCCAUUCCCCCCCCCACCCCCCCUGCACACCGACAGUCAUUCCUGAAGUGACGUGUUGGGGAGAGAUUCACUCUUUCCAAGCAGUUUGUGUUUCCUUUCGCACAGUCUGUCCCUGGUGCGGCCUCUGUCCGAGGUCCAGUCUGGUAUCGGAGAUCGAAGGGCGCCCCAUCGGAACUUCACGCGAUGUUUCAGAUUGCCUUUAUGCCUGUGGUCUUAGGCAGUAGGAUUUUCUUUAAAAAUGAAAAUUUACAUCUCUAAAAAAUAUGGUAGAAGCCUAAUGUGAGAGCCUACUCGUGGAGGAAAAUGUCUGGAUUCUCUGUACCUGAAAGUAGCCUGUCAAUAUAUCUGGUUAAAAUGUAAAAAAACAAAACCCUAUGAAAACUAUUUUAAUUUUCAACUAUUUUAAUUACUAUUGUGUUAUUUAUUGAGAAUUAAAAUCCAGUUUGAGUAGACGGUUCUUGUAAUCUGACUCAGUUUUAAGAAAACACAUGAGUGAGGUACAUAAUACUUAAAGCAUUUGUGGUUGGGAGAUAUUGAUACUGUCGUUGAUUUCUUACAUAGGCAUUUAUUUGAGAAUUAAUAUUUUAAAAAACAUUUGCAUGAGACAUUCGUUCCUUGUCUUCCCUUUACCUUUCUCUCGCGAUUAUUAUGAUCAUUCUGGUUGAGUUCUUAAUUCUGACGUGCAAAACAAUCAAAAAGGGAGUGUCACAAUGAUACCUGCGUUAUGAAACUCCUUUUUCAUGGUAAAUUCUCAUUAAUACUUUUCUAUAAGAAGGAAAUUUACAUAUUAAGAAAAGAGACUCUGCUGGCUGCUUAAGAGGCUGCGGACGGUUCUAACAGCGAGCCAUGCCCUCAGGGAAGGGUCUGUGUGGCGAAAGCACAGGGUGUCCCAGGCCGGCUGGGUUAUCAGGCCAACACCUCGGGAGGCGGCGGGCGCUCCUGUGGCAGAGGGAGGCGCCCGGCACGGUGAGGACCGGUCGCUCGGCCACCUGGGCCCUGACUCAGUGCCACCUGCUGUGCUGCUGGGGAGCUCAUGCAGGUGGGAGUUUGAUAAAUAAGAAAAAAAUAAAAUCUGAAGAUGGAAUUAGGAUCAAACAUGGUGAAGAAAUGGCGUAGUCCUGUGUUCUGGAGCGUCACCCUCUCGCUGGCUGGGAGGCGGAUGCAGUGAGGAUGGGACCUGCUUGCCUUUCACUGCCACUUCUGGUACAGAAUGAGCUUCCGGGAGAGGUACGAGCCUGGCGUCCUGUUGCCGUUGUCCCCAAGUGCAACAUAACGAGUAACCAGGCCCAGACAGUCUCCGGCAUCCGUCGCUCGCUGACCCUGAGCUGAUGGCGAUGGAUUGAUGCUUGGUGAGCAGGAGGCGUGAGUCUGCUGGGGGCACACAGAGGAAGUCGCUCGGGUCCGUCCCUUCUGCAUGUUCCUUCCGGCUGGACAGGGCUCCCGCCUUGGGUCUGAAACGCUUUGGAAUCUCCUGACGCGAUUGGGAAGCUGCGGACGUCAGAGCGGUUUGCUGCCUGGGUAACAGGCUUUCUUAGUUCGCUUCCCGUGAGCAGCCCACGGGCGAGGCAUAAAACGCGCGUGUUUUACCCUUGUCGUUGCCAACUUGCUCUGAGUCUGUGGAGCGGGUACCGUGUCCUCCUGGUGUCCGGUGUGUGACUCGCGACUGACCGCCCAAUAAACUUGAGCCUCAGGUGCCA
This is a messenger RNA of Myotis myotis, 6744 nucleotides long. It is a transcript of the gene ITGAV, whose product is annotated as integrin subunit alpha V. Gene Ontology annotation, molecular function: integrin binding. Bases 126 to 3476 code for a protein of 1116 amino acids. Gene Ontology annotation, biological process: angiogenesis; integrin-mediated signaling pathway; cell-cell adhesion. NCBI's taxonomy places the organism in Eukaryota, Metazoa, Chordata, Mammalia, Chiroptera, Vespertilionidae. Gene Ontology annotation, cellular component: external side of plasma membrane; integrin complex. The transcript is spliced from 30 exons. The record is from RefSeq and is a predicted model, not a curated record.